Molecule: messenger RNA, 1324 nt
Organism: Pseudocercospora fijiensis CIRAD86
Lineage: Eukaryota; Fungi; Ascomycota; Dothideomycetes; Mycosphaerellales; Mycosphaerellaceae
Exons: 2
Coding region: 194-1027 (277 amino acids)
Cellular component (GO): cytoplasm; eukaryotic translation initiation factor 3 complex
Molecular function (GO): translation initiation factor activity
Source: RefSeq, a predicted model, not a curated record
CCUCACACACCCCACCGUGCCCGCAACGCCCAAAUAAAUAUCACACGCCUUCCACGAACAACUCCGACACACACUCUCAAGAUCUCAGUCUGACACCGCACCGGUAUAUUUGCCUCGACAGUCAACUCAGAAGCAAAUCUGCCUAACAGAUCACUCGAAACAAAGCCUCCCGAUUUCGGAAACAAUCGCAAAUAUGGCGCCCAGCAAAACCUCGUGGGAUGACGAGGAGUCGGAUAGCACACCACCCUCCUCCCCAUCAGUUGCACCAGUCGCUCGACGCGGCAAAUUUGACGACGAGGAAGAAGAGGACGUUCUAGAAUCAUGGGACGCCGCCGAGGACAGCGAGGAAGAGCGAGAGAAGGCCAAGAAGGCUGCUGAGGCAAAGGCAAAGGCAGAUGCAGCAGCAAAGGCAAACCACAAGAGCAGAGCACAGCGCAUCGAGGAGAAGCGAGAAGAGCGACGGAAAGAGCGAGAACUCUUCGAGGACGACGAGAGCGAGAGCGAAGAUGAGGCUGACAGGAGAGCACGCAUGCGCGCCGCCGAGAUGGAUUCCGACUUGAAGAAUGCUGAAGAUCUAUUCGGCGGCGGAGGCAGUGGACCGAACAGGAAGGGCACCAACAAGGCUAUCACAGUACAAGCUACGACAGGAGACCCUACCAGCGCCGUCGACCUCUCGAGCCUCUCCCUUUUCAACCCAAAGACUGUGCAAGAUUUUAACAAGAUGCGCGAUACCCUGGUACCACUUCUGAACAACAACGCCAAGAAGCCACAAUACGAGUCAUUCAUGAAAGAGUUUGCGAAACAGAUCGUCAAGGAGAUGAACAGCGAGCAGAUCAAGAAGGUCGCCAGUGCUUUGACUGCUGUUUCGAACGAGAAGCUCAAGGAGGAGAAGGCUGCUGAGAAGGGUGGCAAAAAGACCAAGGCUGCAAAGACCAAGACCAGCCUCAACGCCAAUCGAGAUGUUGCGUACAGAGCGGACACGGCGGCUUAUGAUGAUGAUGGACUUGACGACGGCGACUUCAUGUGAUCUAUUUCGCCGCACCAAAUAUUUCAAGCUCUUCCCACUUUUUUCCCUCUCAGGAUGCUCCGCGUUUCGAUCGAUCGAUACAAAUCCGAGAGUGCUGGCAUGAACUCGGCACAAACACGACUUUGGCCAUGAGCUUAUGAGAUGAUGCAUCGACACCGGCGCCAACGAGAUAGACUUAGGGUGGUGGACGAGAGUGAGAGGAGGGAAGGAGUUGGGCUACUUUUUUUCGACGAUAGUGCAUUUAAAGCGAGUAUAGGUUAGUUCAAAGAUUGCGUCUGUCGCACAUUUUCCAAUUUC